Messenger RNA from Carassius gibelio (silver crucian carp), 1619 nucleotides. It is a transcript of the gene baalcb, whose product is annotated as BAALC binder of MAP3K1 and KLF4 b. NCBI's taxonomy places the organism in Eukaryota, Metazoa, Chordata, Actinopteri, Cypriniformes, Cyprinidae. The coding region runs from base 391 to 939 and encodes 182 amino acids. The record is from RefSeq and is a predicted model, not a curated record. The transcript is spliced from 4 exons. Gene Ontology annotation, cellular component: cytoplasm.
GGGAGAGAUGGGGGAGUGUCAUCACUCAGCGUAUGAUUUUUUUCGUCGUGGUAGAGCUCCUCUAUGAAUCUUGUAAAUUAUGUUUUGAAAACUGUACAAAAUACAGUGAACGUACCGAAGAAACCCGUUCUGACACCGAUUCCUCUGUCGACUUAAGAAUCAGCCCCAGAUCUUUCUUUUCGACCGACACCUGACCAGUAGAAGACUUGAGUUUUACAUCAAAAUGAUGCUGAUAUGGGUUGUUCAUACUAAAUGACAUAACAUAAAUAAUAAAUGACAUCACUCAGUGAACACCAUAUGACAAGCAUCUAUAUUUCCUUUGCUCUUCGGGAGGUGUUGUAAUGGACCUAGAAUCCAAGGCUGUGUAGGUGUGGAUUUGUUUUUGACAUCAUGGGCUGUGGAGGCUCCAGGACAGAUGUGUUGGAGCCCAGAUAUAUGGAAAGCUGGACCAAAGAGACAGAGUCCACCUGGCUGACCAGUACGGACACAGACCUACCCCUGUCCUCCAUCCAGAGCAUCCACUCGGAAAACUCUUCAGAGGUGGGCUUCCCAUCAGAGAAGACCGCCAACCUCGAUCUGUUUGAUGAUGGUCUGCCUUCUCCAGCUCAGGCGUAUCUGAAAGUGUGUUCUGCCAUGUCUGAGGUGGGUCUGAAUGACAUGAAACCUGGCAGCACCCCUGCAAUCCUCUCUUCUCAAGAACAGGAAGUGCUGUCUUCUUCUGCUACCACAGUGCAAAGGAGAAGCGUGCUACGAACUGAGGAAAUAACCAAAUGGCAGGACAGCCGGAUGUCCACCAAGCAAGUGACCAUCACUGUGACUCAAAGCAUCCGGCAGGUGGACAAGAGCGGGAAGAUCAAGGAAACUUCACAAACCACCUAUGAGGUCAUGAAACCGGUGGAUGGUUUGAUGGACGCAGCAGUUGACUCAAUGCCUCAAUGAGGUGUUCACCCAAGACCUCAAGAAGACUGUAUCCUGGAUUUCUGGAAAGCCUUGUUGAAGAUGUCAUGGACCAAAGAAGAAGCAGGGAUGACCUAAAUGAAGACGUUCAUCAGUGCUGCCAUUAACAGGUUUCAAGGGUCAGUUAAAUGUUGUAUUCAUUAUUCAGUUACACUUGACCUAUUUAAUAAUAUGUAUUUUUAUGUACAUCUUUUCUCUGUAAUGUCUUUGUCAAAAUGUAUUGUUUUUUUUUCUGAUGCCAACGAAAAGAAUCUUAGUAAAAGCAUCUACUGUACAUACACUGAAAGCACAGGAUUGGUCAGGAAGGGCAACCAAUGAUUUUGUGAAAAGUGUAAAAAUGAUACUUAAAAUAGUUUAAAAACAUACCAACAACAUGUUUGUCCCAGAAAUAAAAGAAAGCUUGAUGUCGAUGUACUGCUUUAAUUUUCAUCUUGGAUCUAAAAAAAAACAGGGCCCUUACUAUAACACUGUUGUUGCCUUCAGCUUUUUGGGGUACAAAAACCUAAUUACAGUUUCUGUAGCAAGCUAACACUGCUGCGAAAGGUAGUGCAAGAAUAUAUGAAGCAGCACUGUUUUGUUUGUUAUUGCAGUAUAUCAUUGCUUUACACACUGAAAGAUGAUGUUUAUUGUUGAGUUAUAAAAUAUCUACUGGAAGCACAUAA